UAUAGGCGUAGAGAGUAUUCUGUACGAACGCGACAGUUUUGGAUAAAACAAUUUAGAAAUAUAUGUUUAUUAGCAAAUAUGUGUUUGCUUUAAUUUCCUGAGAUAAAGAAUUGCAUUUUAGACUUUGAGAACAAACUUGCAUAUUUAUUUUCUGCAUUCUAAACGCAAACCUAAUAGUAUGUAUAUUGCUAUGAAACCAAUGCGCAUCAGUGCAACUGUUGUUAUACAAUCCGAUAUCCGUUACAGCUUAUAACUACUUGCUAAUGAGAAACAAAUUGUUUAAACAAUAGACUAAAUUAGGUGUUGUGCGCAAAUAUUGGAUAGCAGUAAGGCCGUUUCAAAGACCAGUUUGUUCUGACAUCGGAUAAUAUAAUACAACACUUGUGAACUAGAAAAGGACUGUUGCGUGUAUUAAUAAUGCAAAAAGUUUAAGGCAUUUCAUACACUGUGAGUGCUUUAUAGGAAAAAAUGAAACUGAAAAGUAAGACACUACGUGUUCUGAUCAAUAUCGGGAUGUAAUUGGAUAUCUUACUUGCAGAAAUACAAUGAUUACCCUGAUUGUGGUUUAGAGGAAUAAUACAUUUCAAUCAGUCGGCUCACGGAUUAAAUUAAAUUCCGAAAAACAAACCCAGAGCGGUAGUGAAGAAGAUUGUUAUGCUAAUAUAUAUUUAGCUCAAAUAAAAUUAAUGCUAGAGCUAUUGAUAUAUUUUUUUUGCAGGUUAUUUAUGUAGAUAAAUAUUCUGAGCGUCUAAUGUUAACUAAUUUUGAGAUAAGUCUACAUUCCAUGUAGUAUUUAUUUCUAAAAGCAUUGAAAAGUUCAUAGACGUACUUUAAAGAAAAUGGGUUUGUCGCACGGAAAAGUAAUCGAUGGAACAGAACACAAAAUUAAACAGAAUCCACUGGCUUUUAAUCCAAACCAACCGGCACCAGAACUAACGCCGUAUGAAGUCAAAAUACUGAAAGAAAUGUGGGAAAUUCUGAAAGACAAUAUUUCAAAAGUUGGAGUUAUAACGUUUGUGAGUUUGUUUGAGACUCAUCCCGAAGUUCAUGAUGUAUUUAUGUCUUUCCGGACGAAGAACACCUCUGAUCUUGAGUACAACCACAUCCUUCGUAAGCAUGCUCUAAGAGUUAUGGGAACAGUUGACAAGUGUAUUUAUAGACUGGACAAUCGCGAGAAAUUGCGAGAUCUGAUGAUGGAUCUUGGGAUACGGCACCAGACCUACUCAAUUAAAAUAGAGUACAUCGACUUGAUGGGUCCACAGUUUAUAUCGUCCAUCAAACCUCAUCUAGAAAACAUGUGGACAGAAGAACAUGGACGAGCUUGGGAGAAUCUCUUUCAGCUUAUGUGUUAUCACAUGAAGAAAGGCAUGUGUAGUAUAUGACGCACGUCAAAGCAAUGAGUAGUGGAAAGCUUUUGGAUAUAUACUGUGCAAUCACUUCACUGGCAGGAACAUACCGAUAUGUGUCUUUUGAGAAACAUAGCAGUCUGUGCUAACCUAAAAGGAAACAAAUCGUAAUAUGUUUAGUGUGCUUUAGCGAGAACCAUUGGUAGCUUGAAGCACUUUAAUCGAAAACUUCUGAUAUACAUAAAGUUGUUAUUUAAUGUACAUUUCAGAUAGAAGACUAUUUUUGUUGAACAAAAUAUUUUGUACGUGCAUUGUGUUCGAAUUUAUGUGAGAGUAGCCGUCCUCUAAACAUGUUUUAUUCUGAAGGAUGCUAUUCAAGUUAAAUCAGCUCGCGAAUGUGAUUAAAGUUAAAUAUUUGAAAAGUAUUACAGACAUACUUUUUUUGAACACAGUACGCAGUAAAGAACACGUAUUUAGUGAUACAAACGAUAAUAUUGUAUUGGAGGAAUAUGAUACGAUUGUACUGGACAUCUGUGUUUUUCUUUAAAUACAGUCUAUAUCAUUCCAAGGAAGAGCUUUUGAUAUAUGCAGAGAAACAGUAUAACUGAAUUAUUUUAAGAAGAUAUAAAUACUUUUUAAAGAAUAACAUGACAGGAGUAAUUUAUAAACAGUGCAGACUGAUCUAUUUUUUCACGUAGAAGGACAGUCUCGGCGGAAAUGCUAUUGCAAGAAAAUUAAAUAUCGUCCUCAACACAAAUAUAUUGUUUAGCUUAAACGGUUUAUUUGAUGUAUAUGAUUGAUAAUAUUACGUAGAGUUAUUUUGUGAGAUGUCCUUUUGAUUAAACAAAAUAUAUUUGAAAUAUAUAUUUUUA
This is a messenger RNA of Mercenaria mercenaria, 2218 nucleotides long. RefSeq lists its product as uncharacterized. Gene Ontology annotation, molecular function: oxygen binding; heme binding. The coding region runs from base 840 to 1382 and encodes 180 amino acids. The transcript has 3 exons. Lineage: Eukaryota; Metazoa; Mollusca; Bivalvia; Venerida; Veneridae. The record is from RefSeq and is a predicted model, not a curated record.